UAUUUUAUAUAUGUUAUUUUGGCAUGCCCUUUUUCUUCUGCUUCUUCUAGGUUAUUUUCCUAAGAAAGGUUGGAUGAUAAGUCUGUGUGUUCUGCAUAGAUCAUAUAUUUCCCCCUUUUUUCUUAAGAGAGAGGUUCGAAAUAUACUUAAACUUUGGCGAAAUUUGUUGUAACACGCCUCAACUUUGCGGGGGUCCGAUGACCCCCCCUAAAUUAUUUUUUACCAUAUUUUUGUGGCAUAUAUUUGCCUGCUAGACCACUGCGUGAAUACACGCACACUGAGCGCGUGAAGGGUCUGAAGUGGUUUAGCUAAGCAAAUAUAUGUUACAAAAAUACGGUAAUAAAUGGUCUAGGGGGGUCAUAAGACCCUCGCAAAGUUAAGGCGUGUUGCAGCAAAUUUCGUUUAAGUUUAGGUAUAUUUCGGACCUUUUUCCCUUUUAUUAAUUAUGAUAAGUUUUAUCUUGAAUCUUUUUCUAGUGAAAUUGUGUGAAACAAAUUAAAACUAGACUGCUUGAGUUUUGUAUAUAUAGUCGAGUCCGAACUAAGGAAAUGGAGAUUUUAGAUGAAGCAGAAAAGUAGGUGAAAUGAAAGAAUUUGUAGCUAUAGAUAUUGAUAAAUAUGCAAGAAAGAUCAAGAUAAGUUGGAAAUAAAUUUGUCUUUAAUAUGUUCUUCGAGGUGGUAUGAACGAGUGCGUCAGUACUAGUAGGUAGGAGGACUUUGUAAUCUGAGUUAGCAGCUGUAGUACUAGUUUUAUUUCUGAUUGUUGUAUUAAUUGAUGAGUCUUGUUUAUGGUAUUUUUGGAUGUGAUAAUUUCUAUUGUUAUCUUGUCCUUUUACUAUUAUUUUUGGGUGUGAUAAUUUCUAUUGUAUCUUGUUCUUUUACUAUUCCUUUUCUAGAUUGUUUUAUCUUGAGCCGGGGGUCUAUUGGAAAUAGCCUCUUUGUCUCACCUCUGAGGCAACUUCAGCGUACUGAGAACAUGACCCUAGAUAAGAAGGUGUGGAGGAGGCGGAUUAGGGUAGAAGGAUAGUAGGAACAAGUGCGUCAGUACUAGUAGGUAGGGGACGUUGUUAUCUGUGUUAGUAGCUAUAGCACUAGUUUUAUUUCAGAGUGUUGUAUCGUUUGUUGUAUUACUUGGUGAGUUUUGUUAAUGGUAUUAUUGGGUGUGAUAAUUUCUAUUUUAUUUUGUCCUUUUACUAUUCCUUUUCUAGAUUGUUUUAUCUUGAGCCGGGGUUCUAUUGGAAACAACCUUCCACCUCACCUCUGAGGUAGUGGUAUGGAUUGCGUACACUUACCCUCCCCAUACCCCACCUGGUGGGAAUUUUCUGGGUAUGUUGUUGUUGUUGAUGAUGAUGUUCUUCGAGGUGGUUGACAGAAUAAGUGUUGGAUGCUGGAAGCAAGAAGCAAGUACCCAGUACAGUCGCGCUUGUUCAUCUUUGGAGUUAAACAGGAUCGCUCUCCAUCUCGGAGAGUUUCUGAUGAAUAAUAAUAAUUAGGUUGCCUGGUAGUAGUGAGAUUACAGAGUUGCUAGAGGAUCCUGCAUCUAAAAUGAAUAAAGGUGCACAAGAACAUCAUAACGUGGAGCCUGUAAAAAAGUAUUGUAUUGAAGAUGAUAUUAAUAAACUAUUUGAGGCUAUAGAGAUUAGGAAUUCCACUAGGGGUGUCAAAGAUGUGACAAGUAAACGUGCGAUGAAGAGGCCGAUGAGAUCUAGCCCCUAUCGUGCAUCAGGCAUAGGAAUUUCUGAGCCUGUAAGUUUGAAGCAGGCCUUGAGAGGAUUAUGCAUCUCUCAGGCAUCGGAGCUGGCUGCUGUGAAGAAGCAAUUGUCAAAAGCAUCUAGGUUGUCUGCAGUUUCAGAUACAGGAGCUUUGAAGAGACUGUACAGGGCUGUUGUGGUCGACGCGAAUAAUCCUGAAAAUCACGAUGAUGGAGGUGUACGGAAUUUGGUGGAGAUAUCCCUUGUCCCGGAGCGGAGUAUGGUAGAUUCUUUGCAUAAGAGUCCGAAAUCUGAAAAUGUUCCAGUGCAAGAACUAUGUACUUCUGAAGAUGCAUUGGAACUUAAGGCAAGUGAAAUAACAGCAGAAAGUGAGGCCUUUAAUCAGUUAACCGAUGGUUAUGAGUACCUGAAAGAAGUUUCUGGCCAGAAAAUGACAUCGGAGUUACCACAUUCUUCAACUGACAAUUCUACUGGUAAAGUGGAGCUAGUAAUAGAUCAGAUGGUGCCUUCUGUAAAUGAAGCUCUAGCAGUUGCAAUUGUAGCAGACAAGGAGCUCAAGCAAGAUUCAAAUUUUGUGUCUCGCUCCUCGUUUUUUGGUGCGGGAAAUGAAGUCGUUAACCCAAGCCGUCUAAGUCUGACCAAAUCAGUUUUCAGAAGCAAAACCUUUUUCAAGAAGAAAGUUUUAUCUUCUUUCGCUAGCCGUCUGAAGCAUCGUAAUGGUGGAAUUGAUGAUAGUGAUUUGUCUUGUAGCACAAGUGAGUUUCCUCGUCAGACACCUGAAUAUUCUCCGAUGAGUAUCCGUAAAGGAGAGGAUGAGGAGUCUCCAGACUCCUGCGGUCCAAGUAGCAUAGAAGUUAGUUCAUCUGCUCUAGGUCUGAGCGCAAAUUGUUGUGACAAAGCAAAAAAUACACUUACAAAAGCUGACGAAAGAUCAAGGUCGAAGGAAAAGGGGCAGAUGUCUCAAAGUUCAAAGAGUAGCAUUGGGGAUUAUAGCAGCACCACAAGCCUUAGUGAUGAAAGCUAUCUCAGUGUCUCUAGCCGAAGUGGUUACCGACCUCAUAUGGCAAGAGAUUCGAGAUGGGAAGCUAUUAUUGGUGUGCAAAAGCAGCAUGGAAAUAUUGGCUUAAAGCAUUUUAAACUGCUCAGAAAACUCGGAGAUGGGGAUGUUGGGAACGUUUAUCUUUCCGAGCUAAUGGGUACAAACUGUCUGUUUGCUGUGAAAGUCAUGGAUAGUGACUUCCUGAUCAGCAAGGGGAAGAUGACGAGAGCUCAGGCUGAAAUAGAAAUUCUUCAAAUACUCGAUCAUCCGUUUCUCCCAACUCUCUUUGCCCAUUUUACCAAUGAUAAAUACUCGUGUUUAGUGAUGGAAUAUUGUCCAGGUGGUGAUCUGCAUGUACUGCGACAAAAACAACCAAGCAAGAGUUUCUCUGAACACGCUGCCAGAUUUUAUGUUGCUGAGGUUCUUCUUGCAUUGGAAUAUCUUCACCUGCUUGGAGUUGUCUACCGGGAUUUAAAGCCCGAGAAUGUGUUGGUUCGAGAAGACGGACAUAUCAUGCUCUCCGAUUUUGAUUUAUCUCUUAGGUGUGCUGUUAAUCCUACUUUGGUGAAAUCAUCUUCUCCCGUCGUUGAGCCUCCGAAAAGGUCUAGUCCGUGCUCUGUUGGCUGCAUAGAUCCCUCCUGCCUACAUCCGUCAUGGCAAGUAUCCUGCUUCGGUCCCAAGUUCUUAUCUACAGCAGCAAAGACACGAAAACUAAAGGCUGACUUAGCUGCAGAAAUCUCACAUUUAUCGCAGCUUGUUGUUGAGCCAACCAACGCUCGAUCCAACUCGUUUGUAGGAACCCACGAGUAUGUAGCCCCGGAGAUUAUCAAAGGUGAAGGUCAUGGCAGCGCUGUUGAUUGGUGGACCUUCGGAAUCUUUUUGUACGAGCUUUUAUAUGGAAGAACUCCUUUCAAAGGGACAGAAAAUGCCGAUACACUAGCCAACGCGGUUUCUCAAUGUCUCGAGUUUCCAGCUAGUCCUAUAGUUAGCUCUCAUGCCCGCGACUUAAUCAGAAGGUUGUUGCUGAAGGAGCCUGAGAAUAGGUUAGGAGCUGUGAGAGGAGCAGCAGAGAUAAAGCAGCACCCGUUCUUCGAUGGACUUAACUGGGCAUUAAUUCGCUGCUCAACUCCUCCAGAAAUGCCGCGAUCCUAUGACUUGACAAAUGUCAUCGUCCCUGAGGCCAAUCGACAGAAUAAGGAAUGCGGCAAGUGUCAACAUGAGUUGAAAAACAUAGGAGAGGAUAUUGAGUUUUGACAUGUUUUAGCAAAACUAGUCUGCAUGUAUGAAAUAGGAUAGGUUUGGUUUUACAUUUAACACUCUGUCUGAACUAAUAGGUAGUGUAACAUAUUUAUAGUGUACAUGUAUCACAAAGUGCAACACAUAUUUAUAGCAAAACUGUAAUGAAUGUAUCACGUUUCAUAA
This is a messenger RNA of Capsicum annuum, 4172 nucleotides long. Its product is annotated as serine/threonine-protein kinase D6PK. Gene Ontology annotation, biological process: protein phosphorylation. The coding region runs from base 1545 to 4004 and encodes 819 amino acids. Gene Ontology annotation, molecular function: ATP binding; protein serine/threonine kinase activity. Lineage: Eukaryota; Viridiplantae; Streptophyta; Magnoliopsida; Solanales; Solanaceae. The record is from RefSeq and is a predicted model, not a curated record. The transcript has 4 exons. Gene Ontology annotation, cellular component: nucleus; cytoplasm; plasma membrane.